AUGACACUCGUCAACCAGCUGCUGUCGCCGUAUGGCGCCGCUCUGCUGGCCGUGGCCGUGCUGGCCUACUACCUCGUGCCCUACUUCACCACCUACGGCGCCCUGCGGGGGCUGCCCGCGCCCUUUCCGGCCCAGUUCUCCGACCUGUGGCUGCUGUCGACGGCGCGCCGCGGCCGUCGGUACCAGCUUGUCGACGCGGCGCACGAGAAACUGGGCCCCGUCGUGCGCAUUGCGCCCAACCACGUCAGCAUCAACGACGACCAGGCCAUCCAGGUCAUCUACGGCCACGGCAACGGCUACCUCAAGUCGUCCUUCUACGACGCCUUUGUCAGCAUCCGCCGCGGCCUGUUCAACACGCGCGACCGCGCCGAGCACACCCGCAAGCGCAAGGUCGUCUCGCACACCUUCUCGGCCAAGUCGGUGCUGCAGUUCGAGCCGCACGUCCACGAGAACCUGCGCCUCUUUGUCCAGCAGUGGGACCGCCUCAUCCAGACGUCCGGCCGCGGCGACCAGACGGCCCGCCUGGACUGCCUGACCUGGUUCAACUUUCUGGCCUUUGACAUCAUCGGCGACCUGGCCUUUGGCGCGCCCUUUGGCAUGCUCGCGGCCGGCGCCGACCUCGCCGAGAUCCGCGGCCGCCCCGACGAGCCGCCCACCUAUGCGCCCGCCAUCCAGAUCCUCAACCGCCGCGGCGAGGUGUCCGCCGCGCUCGGCUGCCUGCCCGAGCUCAAGCCGUUUGCCAGGUACCUGCCCGACCCCUUUUUCCGCCGCGGCCUGGCCGCCGUCGAGAGCCUGGCCGGCAUUGCCGUCGCCCGCGUCAAGGCGCGCCUCGACAACCCGCCGUCCAUUGACCGCAAGGACCUGCUCGAGCACCUCAUGCACGGCAAGGACGGCCACGGCAACCUGCUCGGCCGCGAGGAGCUGACCGCCGAGGCCCUGACCCAGCUGAUUGCCGGCAGCGACACCACUUCCAACUCGUCCUGCGCCCUGCUGUUCCACGUCGUGCGCACCCCGGGCGUGCUCGCCAAGCUGGCGGCCGAGAUCGACGCCGCCGUGCCUGACGGCGUCGACGUCCCCGCCUACGACAUGGUCAAGGACCUGCCCUACCUGCAGGCCGUCCUCGACGAGACCCUGCGCCACCACUCCACGUCGGGCAUCGGCCUGCCGCGCCAGAUCCCCCACGGCGCCCAAGGCCUGCACCUGCACGGCCACUACUUCCCGCCCGGCACCGUCCUGAGCGUGCCCACCUACUCGGUGCACCACGCCAAGGCCAUCUGGGGCCCCGACGCCGACGCGUUUCGCCCCGAGCGCUGGGCGUCCGUCACGCCGCGCCAGAAGAACGCCUUCAUCCCCUUUAGCUACGGCCCGCGCUCGUGCGUCGGCCGCAACGUCGCCGAGAUGGAGAUGAAGCUCAUCGUGGCCACCUGGGUGCGCCGCUACCGCGUCGCGCUGCUCCAGGACCGCAUGGAGACGCGCGAGGGCUUCCUGCGCAAGCCCGUCGACCUCUGGAUUAGCAUUGCCCGGAGAUAG
Molecule: messenger RNA, 1530 nt
Organism: Sporothrix brasiliensis 5110
Lineage: Eukaryota; Fungi; Ascomycota; Sordariomycetes; Ophiostomatales; Ophiostomataceae
Product: benzoate 4-monooxygenase
Exons: 1
Coding region: 1-1530 (509 amino acids)
Molecular function (GO): monooxygenase activity; iron ion binding; oxidoreductase activity, acting on paired donors, with incorporation or reduction of molecular oxygen
Source: RefSeq, a predicted model, not a curated record